Molecule: messenger RNA, 828 nt
Organism: Encephalitozoon cuniculi GB-M1
Lineage: Eukaryota; Fungi; Microsporidia; Unikaryonidae
Exons: 1
Coding region: 1-828 (275 amino acids)
Source: RefSeq, marked provisional
AUGGAGAAGAAUUAUAUUGAUAGAGUUCGAAGAGCUCUAGAAGUGGUUCCGGAAGAUAGGAUCGAAGAGCGAAAAAGGACCAUCCGCAAUAAAACACAUAGCUUGAUAAUAACUGAAAGAACAUAUUCAAUUAAUUGGGAUCAGACUUUUUCGACAAACCACAAAAUACUGUAUCCUAAGGAGUUUAUAGGUGAACUUGGGGAGGAAUCCGAAUAUAGUAACUCUGUUGUUGGAGAGUGCGGUAGUACGCCUAUCGAAACGGACAAUCCCGAUAAUGUCUAUUACGAGGCUCAAUGUCUUUUGGGAGGGGAGAUGGUUGCACGGUUUACCAUAUCUGGAGAUGCCCUUCUUUCUGAUUUGGCAGAACUUCUGGUGGGAGGUGAUGUCCUGUCGAGCAAGGUGUUCUUUGCAAUAGGAAAGACGAUCUACUUGAGGGACAUUGAUAAUAAUUCAGUAAGGUUUGCCACAAUGGUAUUUCAGCUGAAGGUUUUUGGCAUCAAGAAAUGGGACAUCAGAGCUGAUAGAUGCAUAGAAGAUAUAUCCAAAGAGAUACAUUUUCAUGACGGGAGGUUUUUGAAGUCGAUUCAGAUCACCCGCGUGUUCUUUUCACACAGAAAGAUAAGCCCAUAUAUAUCUGUGAAGCGCCUCCACGGAAGAGCGCAGCUGUGUAAAUGUUGUCUGAAGAAUAAUGCAGGGCUAAAGGUAAUUAACGAUCCCAUUUUACCUGAGAAGAAGAAGUUUGUUUGUAAGAGGUGCUUUGAGCUUCUAUUUGUAGACAAAGAAGGAAACAACCGUUACGAUGACAUUGAAGUGGAAUUUCUUCAUUAA